Messenger RNA from Closterium sp. Naga37s-1, 310 nucleotides. NCBI's taxonomy places the organism in Eukaryota, Viridiplantae, Streptophyta, Zygnematophyceae, Desmidiales, Closteriaceae. The record is from the annotation of a GenBank genome assembly.
ACAGGAGGAGUUUGAGUGCUUUGCCACUGCUGUACCUCCUCUCGUAUCCAUGCUGCUUGCCCCUGAGGGACACCCGGAUGCACCAGACAUCCCGACCCCGCGCUCUUACGCAGAGGCGAUAGAGGGUCCCUACUCCUCUCAGUGGCAGGCAGCCAUGGACGCCGAGAUGGCUUGCUGGAAGUCCACAGGCACCUACGUCGACGAGGUUCCCCCGCCUGGGGCGAACAUCGUCAGUGGCAUGUGGAUCUUCAGGGUGAAGCGGCCGCCGGGUUCUCCGCCUGUCUUCAAGGCGCGUUACGUUGCACCGUGA